UGGGUGCUUUCUGAUUUGGAGUUAGUGAAAGCUAAAUAAAGGAAAAUUUAUGUUCUGAGUAUGUGGGAAUUUCUUGAUGAACACAUGUCUUGUUAUAAUCAGAUCUACUUUCUUCAAAGUGAAAGCUGUGCUGUAGAGUAGGCAUUUGUGAAACUCCUGUCUGGGGUCUAAUUGACCUCCUUCCCCAAGUUUGUGGCAGUAUUUACUAUUUACUAACAUCUAGAGGUGAAAUACUAUAACCCCACACAAUCCGUGUGCAUCUAAAAUGUGAAACAUCUUGUUUGUGAUGCACAGACCUAGAGGAAAAAAUGGCCCGGGUCCCCGGCACUGGAGAGUGUGAUUAAUGAUCAGUGAUUUAGUGAUCAGUGAUUAGUGGUUUUAUUCAAACUGUUACCUCUGACCAGAAGCACACAUCAGAGGAUUAACAGGCUCUUUAGAUAAAUGCUCAUUAGUGGAAGGGGAAAAGCAAAGAUAAUAGGCAUGCACCCAGGGACAACUUUCGAAGAAAAUCAUUCCCGUCUUCAGAAUAAUAAGCUCUAUUAAGAGAAAGCCCUUUUAAUUUAAAACUUGCUUUUAUCUUGUAAAUCAAAGUUAGAUGUAAAAGUUUGUAGUGCCAUUAUAACCUAAAUUUUCCCAUAUCCACUAGAUGUGGAUUAUCUCAGUAGCGAUAUUUUUUUUUAUUUAAAUAAACAAUUGGACCUUUAGAGCAGCUGAACCCUGACAAGUUCUUAACUCCCAGGGUUUGAAGGUGUCCCCCCUUCUAGAAUGGAGAGUGCAACUUGCUAACUAGAUGGCGCACUGUUAUUUGGUGUGCUGUGCUGUGUGGUGCAGGAGUCUGACGGAGCAAGUAGCUGCUUGCGAGGUGUUCUUCAACACUUACAACAAAGUUGAUUCUGUGUAGGGUUGGAGGCUAGACGGUUCUACAAGUUUUUAGUCACAUUUUCCAUGUCAGUUAAAUCUAGGGUGUUCAAGGCUACUGGAAAAAUUAGUCUCAUUACUAAAAGAAACUUAGGGAGCGAGGGAGGAAAGGAGGGACAGGAGUCUAGGAGGUACCUUUGGGUUGCAGAAGUGAUUGUAAAAUACCAGAUCUGUUCUUUUUUUUACUAAGAGCUAGUUUCGUAAGCUUGUGGUCUGAAAUCCUGAGGCAAAUACUCAAAGAUUUAUUUUCUUCCUCAUCUUGCUGGUGAAAAAGGAGUUACUAGAAAGAAAGGAAGAAAAAACUUGAUUUGGUGACUGCAGGAAGCAACACGUUGCUGAUUUUAUUCUACAGAUAAUGAUUUAUGAGGAAUCCAAGAUGAAUUUGGAGCAGGAGAGGCCGUUUGUCUGCAGUGCCCCAGGCUGCUCCCAGCGCUUCCCAACAGAGGACCAUCUGAUGAUUCAUAGGCACAAGCAUGAAAUGACUUUGAAGUUUCCCUCAAUAAAAACAGACAAUAUGUUAUCAGAUCAGACUCCAACCCCAACGAGAUUCCUGAAGAACUGCGAGGAAGUGGGGCUCUUCAAUGAGCUGGACUGCUCCCUUGAGCAUGAGUUCAGGAAGGCUCAGGAGGAGGAGAGCAGCAAGCGGAAUAUCUCGAUGCAUAACGCAGUUGGUGGGGCCAUGGCAGGGCCCGGAGCUCACCAGCUUGGCAGCACCCGGAUGCCCAACCAUGACACCAGCGUUGUGAUUCAGCAAGCCAUGCCGUCGCCCCAGUCCAGCUCUGUCAUCACACAGGCACCUUCCACCAACCGUCAGAUCGGGCCUGUCCCAGGCUCUCUAUCUUCUCUGCUACAUCUCCACAACAGACAGAGACAGCCCAUGCCAGCCUCCAUGCCUGGGACCCUGCCCAACCCUACCAUGCCGGGAUCUUCCGCCGUCUUGAUGCCAAUGGAGAGACAGAUGUCAGUGAACUCCACCCUCCUGGGAAUGCAAGGUCCGAAUCUCAGCAACCCCUGUGCUUCUGCCCAAGUCCAGCCAAUGCAUUCAGAAGCCAAAAUGAGGUUGAAGGCCGCGUUGACUCACCACCCUGCUGCCAUGUCCAAUGGGAAUAUGAACACCAUGGGACACAUGAUGGAAAUGAUGGGCUCCCGGCAGGACCAGACGCCGCACCAUCACAUGCACUCGCACCCACAUCAGCACCAGACACUGCCAGCCCAUCACCCCUACACGCACCAGCACCAGCACCCAGCACAUCACCCUCAUCCUCAACCCCAUCACCAGCAGAACCACCCACAUCAUCACUCCCAUUCCCACCUUCAUGCACACCCAGCACAUCACCAGACCUCGCCACACCCACCCCUGCACUCCGGCAACCAAGCACAGGUUUCACCAGCGACACAACAGAUGCAGCCAACCCAGACAAUACAGCCGCCCCAGCCCACAGGGGGGCGCCGGCGAAGGGUGGUGGAUGAGGAUCCCGACGAGAGGCGGCGGAAAUUUCUGGAACGGAACCGGGCAGCCGCCACCCGUUGCAGACAGAAGAGGAAGGUCUGGGUGAUGUCACUGGAAAAGAAAGCAGAAGAACUCACCCAGACAAACAUGCAGCUUCAGAACGAAGUGUCCAUGUUGAAAAACGAGGUGGCACAGCUGAAACAGUUGUUGUUAACGCAUAAAGACUGCCCAAUAACAGCCAUGCAGAAAGAAUCACAAGGAUAUCUAAGUCCGGAGAGCAGUCCUCCUGCAAGCCCUGUCCCAGCUUGCUCUCAGCAGCAAGUCAUCCAGCAUAACACCAUCACUACUUCCUCGGCAGUCAGCGAGGUGGUAGGAAGCUCCACCCUCAGUCAGCUCACCACCCACAGAACAGACCUGAAUCCCAUUCUCUAAAAUCCACCGGUCAGACCUUGCCUCCAAGAAGAGCUGUCGCAUAUCAUGCGUCCUUUCUUUUAAGGGCAUUUUUAGAAUUAACUCAGACCUGGAAGACUCCUCAGCCCUUCAAAGACUGGCUUUCAUUUUUAUAGUUAUUAUGGAAAUGUUGUCUUUUAUACUUAGUUAUAUAAGAAAAAAGGGAGUUAUGCAAUUAAUAUCUAUCAGCUUGGGAAAUGCUUUGGUGCUUUUCUCCAAUUUUCUGGUACCAGUUACUUGUUUAUAAACUGAACUCUUUCUGUAUAUAGUCAUGGUUUCAUUUUUAUCAGUCCAACCCUUUGCCUGAAACAUUGAAUCUUGUUAAACCGCAGCUUUUAGCCAAAAUGAGGCAUACGUAGAUGUCGAGUAAACGGAUGCAAGGUCGCUGGGUGAGAAGUCUGAGGACAUCAUGAGACAUGUUGAGUUUGCGCUGUGAUGUCACCAGAAUCCCAGAUAAAUACAGAGCCUUUUCCACAACUUUUUCCCUUACUAUAAAAAAUUAUAAGAUCCAUUGACGUCCAAAUAAAACCACCAAGCAUCUCAACACCUCUCCUCCUCCUUUGGUCCACUUCCUCGAUGCCCAAUUUUCCUCUCCAUUUCGACUUUUUCCUGGGCUCCCUGUUUACUUCAUUUUUACUUUCUUCUGUUUUAUUCUUUUCCCGCUUUAACAUUGCAUGUAAAGAAGAAAAUAAUGUUUAAAGAAAAAAAAAGCAAACCUCAAAAAUGUGGAUCUAGCCAUUGCUUCCCUUGCCCGUGACCCACAGCUGGAGUUCAUUCAACUCUUGCUUUUUAUAAAAUAGUAACCAGGAGAUGUUGAAUGUGCCUGAUUUAAUGUUUCUAAUAAUCAAGCAAAUAAAAGUUGGCUUAGCCAUCAGUGAAGCACUGGUGAAGGCCAGCUGUGGAGACACUAGGGAGGGGAACUUUGUAAGCCUCGAUUGUGAAAGUCCAAAUUAUGAUGCGGGCUAUAACAUCACACCCUCGAAUUACAACUGGAUUUAUAUGGCCUGUCUAUAAUGUUGAAAAUCCACGUACUAUAUAAUAAUUCAGAAGGGCUCUAUUCACUACACAGAUUACGUUGUUCAAUCAUCAGCUGCUAACAGCCUAAGAUUUUUUUUUUUUUUUU
Messenger RNA from Ceratotherium simum simum (southern white rhinoceros), 3941 nucleotides. It is a transcript of the gene CREB5, whose product is annotated as cAMP responsive element binding protein 5. The record is from RefSeq and is a predicted model, not a curated record. Gene Ontology annotation, biological process: regulation of DNA-templated transcription. Gene Ontology annotation, molecular function: DNA-binding transcription factor activity. NCBI's taxonomy places the organism in Eukaryota, Metazoa, Chordata, Mammalia, Perissodactyla, Rhinocerotidae.